Messenger RNA from Arachis duranensis, 1351 nucleotides. RefSeq names its product cytosolic Fe-S cluster assembly factor NBP35. Gene Ontology annotation, biological process: iron-sulfur cluster assembly. The record is from RefSeq and is a predicted model, not a curated record. Gene Ontology annotation, molecular function: ATP binding; iron-sulfur cluster binding; ATP-dependent FeS chaperone activity. Lineage: Eukaryota; Viridiplantae; Streptophyta; Magnoliopsida; Fabales; Fabaceae. Gene Ontology annotation, cellular component: cytosol. The transcript has 2 exons. The coding region runs from base 166 to 1071 and encodes 301 amino acids.
UUUUUUUAAAUAAUUGAAAAAGUUAUUGUGGCGUUUACAGAUUGUCCAGGUCCUCAGUCAGAAUCUGCAGGAAAAUCCGAUGCAUGUGAAGGAUGCCCCAAUCAACAAAUUUGUGCCACCGCUCCCAAAGGACCUGACCUGGACCUAGUUGCUAUCGCAGAAAGAAUGGCUACUGUGAAGCAUAAAAUAUUGGUCUUGUCAGGAAAAGGAGGAGUAGGCAAGAGCACAUUUUCCGCCCAGCUGGCAUUUGCUUUAGCAGCAAUGGACUUUCAAGUGGGUCUUCUUGACAUUGACAUUUGUGGUCCAAGCAUCCCUAAGAUGCUCGGUCUAGAACGUCAAGAUAUACAUCAGAGCAACCUUGGGUGGUCUCCUGUCUAUGUGGAGUCCAACCUCGGUGUCAUGUCAAUUGGAUUCAUGCUUCCAAAUCCUGAUGAUGCCGUUAUAUGGAGAGGCCCCCGCAAAAAUGGGCUUAUUAAGCAGUUUUUGAAAGACGUCUAUUGGGGUGAGCUUGAUUUCCUUGUUGUUGAUGCUCCUCCUGGUACCUCAGAUGAGCACAUUUCAAUUGUUCAAUGCCUUGAUGCAACUGGAGUAGAUGGUGCAAUUAUAGUCACCACUCCUCAGCAAGUCUCUCUUAUUGAUGUGAGAAAAGAGGUGAAUUUCUGCAAGAAAGUUGGAGUGAAAGUUCUUGGGGUAGUAGAGAAUAUGAGUGGCCUGUGCCAGCCCCUAAUGGAUUUUAAGUUCAUGAAGUUGACGGAUAAUGGUGAGCAGAAAGAUGUUACGGAAUGGAUAUUGGGAUACAUGAGAGAAAAAGCACCGGAAAUGCUGAAUUUGAUGGCAUGCAGUGAAGUUUUCGAUAGUAGUGGUGGUGGCGCACUGAAAAUGUGCAAUGAAAUGGGGGUGCCUUUUCUCGGUAGGGUUCCACUAGAUCCGCAACUUUGUAAGGCAGCUGAAGAAGGCAGGUCCUGCUUUGCUGAUAAAGAUUGUGUCGUGAGCGCUCCUGCAUUAAAGAAGAUUAUAGAGAAGUUGAUAGAAGCAAAUGGGUUGUCAAUGGCAGCUAGUAAUGGAGUGUAGAAAAUUUGCUUUAUGAGGGAAUAUUUGUAAAUUGAAACUAGUUUUGUCUAUGUAUCUCUGCAAGGGAAUUUGUCUGGCACUUAAAUGAUUGGUAUGUAUGUAAUAAACCAAAUUGCUAUGGAGUUGAGUCAAUGAGGCAAUGUGGUAUUAGAAGUUUUGUUUUUGGGUGGUUAUGCUUUAUGCACUUCACAAUCUGAGCUAUAGAUAAAUUUACAUUAUAACAAGUUUCAAAUUUUGUGUUUGAGAAUUAUCAUAUUCAUAUGUGAAUGUUUCUUCAAUA